Molecule: messenger RNA, 1110 nt
Organism: Emys orbicularis (European pond turtle)
Lineage: Eukaryota; Metazoa; Chordata; Testudines; Emydidae
Gene: SLC35A2
Product: solute carrier family 35 member A2
Exons: 5
Coding region: 1-1110 (369 amino acids)
Biological process (GO): pyrimidine nucleotide-sugar transmembrane transport
Cellular component (GO): Golgi membrane
Molecular function (GO): UDP-galactose transmembrane transporter activity
Source: RefSeq, a predicted model, not a curated record
AUGGCAGCGGCUGGGGGGGCCGGAGGCGGCGGGGACCAGGCGGCCGCGGGGGGGAACCGGCGGUUGAAGUACAUCAGCCUGGCGGUGCUAGUGGUGCAGAACGCCUCCCUCAUCCUGAGCAUCCGCUACGUGCGAACCUUGCCCGGGGAGCGCUUCUUCGCCACCACGGCCGUGGUGAUGGCUGAGCUGCUCAAGGGAGCCACCUGCCUGCUGCUCAUCUUCAUCCAGAAACGAGGCAAUGUGAAGCAGUUCGCCCUGUUCCUGUACGACGCCGUGGUGCUGCAGUACAUGGACACGCUGAAGCUGGCGGUGCCCUCGCUGAUCUACACGCUGCAGAACAACCUCCAGUACGUCGCCAUCUCCAACCUGCCGGCAGCCACCUUCCAGGUCACCUACCAGCUGAAGAUCCUGACCACGGCCGUCUUCUCCGUCCUGAUGCUCCGCAGGAGCCUGUCGCGCCGGCAGUGGCUGUCGCUGCUGCUGCUCUUUGCCGGCGUGGCCAUCGUCCAGGUGGAGCAGGGCCAGGCGGGCGGGCAGAGCUCCCCGGGCUCGGCCCCCCAGAGCUACGCGGUCGGCCUGGUCGCCGUGGUGGUCUCCUGCCUCUCCUCGGGCUUCGCCGGCGUCUACUUUGAGAAGAUCUUGAAGGGCAGCUCGGCCUCCGUCUGGCUCCGGAACGUGCAGCUGGGCAUCUUCGGGACCCUGCUGGGGCUGCUGGGCAUGUGGUGGGCCGAGGGGGCGGCCGUGGCCACCCAGGGCUUCUUCCACGCCUACAGCCCGCUGGUGUGGGGCGUGGUCCUCAACCAGGCCUUCGGCGGCCUCCUGGUGGCCGUGGUGGUGAAGUACGCGGACAACAUCCUCAAGGGCUUCGCCACCUCGCUCUCCAUCGUGGCCUCCACCGUGGCCUCCAUGUACCUCUUCGGCUUCCGCCUGCACCCGCCCUUCGCCCUGGGGGCCGGGCUGGUCAUCGGGGCCGUCUACAUGUACAGUCUGCCCAAGGCCGGGCCGCCCCUGGGCCCCCGGCAGGAGCCCACUGCCCCGCCGCCCCUCGGCAAGGAAUCCAGCGAGCCGGGCUACCCGCCCAAGCUGGCAUGUAAAGAGAAGGGUUCCUGA